AUGGGCGCAACGAAGUACACCGACCGAAGCAUCCCUCGAAUCUCUCUCGCCGAGUUCGACAACCGCAUCGACGAGAUAACCUCCCAACUCGUCCACGCCGCAGAGACAGAUGGCUUCUUCUCCCUCACCGACACCGAAAUCAGCAUCCCGGAAAUCGACGCCAUCUUCGCCACCUCAGAGUCCUUCUUCGCCCUUCCAGACGACGUAAAAGGCACCGUCCCCUUCACCCACAACAACGUCGGCUGGGAGAAGAAAGGCCAAAUCCGGCCCUCGACUGGCGUCGCCGACCAAAAAGAAUCCUACCAGCUCCAAUUUGGCCAGAACAUGACCGACAAGUGGAUCUCCCCCUCCGCCCUCCCAGACUUCAAACCCUCCGCCCAAGCCUUCAUGGCCAAAGCCCAAUCCGUCUCAGAGAAACUUAUGCUCUGCUUCGCCCGCGGCCUAGGCUUCCCAGACGACCACUUCAUCCGCGCCCACGACACCUCUCGCCCCGACUGCCAAUCCGUGCUGCGCCUGCUACACUACUUCGCCGUCGACAAAACCGUGCCUCCCCAAGAAAACUUCUACCGCGCCGGCGCCCACGCCGACUGGGACCUCCUGACACUCCUCUUCCAACGCCCGGGCGAAUCCGGCCUCGAAAUCUGCCCAGGCCGCGAAGCCGUCACGUCCUUCGGCAUGGGCGACACAUGGACGAAAGUCGACUUCGCCCCGGGAGACAUCGUCUGCAACAUCGGCGACCUGUUGAUGAGCUGGUCCGACGACCGGUUCAAAUCCACCUUCCACCGCGUGAAGGCGCCCACGGAUUUCGAGCGGGAUUACUGGGGCCCGAGGUAUUCGAUUGCGUUUUUUAAUCAGCCGUGUGUGGAUUGUGUGAUUCAGGGGCCGCGGGGGAAGUAUCCGGAGGUGACGGGGGCGGAGUUUACGAGGAGGGCGAUGGAGAGGAAUUUUGGGGCUUUGAGGGCGAAGCAGGAGGAGUUGAGGGAGAAGAUGGGGGAGGGGGGGGAGGGGGGGGGGAAGGCUGUUGCGGCGAGUGCGUGA
Zasmidium cellare ATCC 36951 is the source of this 1038-nucleotide messenger RNA. RefSeq lists its product as uncharacterized. The coding region runs from base 1 to 1038 and encodes 345 amino acids. The record is from RefSeq and is a predicted model, not a curated record. NCBI's taxonomy places the organism in Eukaryota, Fungi, Ascomycota, Dothideomycetes, Mycosphaerellales, Mycosphaerellaceae. The transcript has a single exon. Gene Ontology annotation, molecular function: dioxygenase activity.